Messenger RNA from Sinocyclocheilus grahami, 1656 nucleotides. RefSeq names its product epithelial membrane protein 1 (gene emp1a). NCBI's taxonomy places the organism in Eukaryota, Metazoa, Chordata, Actinopteri, Cypriniformes, Cyprinidae. The transcript has 5 exons. Gene Ontology annotation, cellular component: plasma membrane. Bases 125 to 613 code for a protein of 162 amino acids. The record is from RefSeq and is a predicted model, not a curated record.
GGUGCGGGGAAGUGCGAAUAUCCUCGGAUGGUGGGGCAUCAGACAGGCUACGAAAAAGAAAUUGAGAGCUUAAAAUAUCCAAGCAGGAUAUUGUGCCACCCUGUUUCCCUCUCAUCCUCUGAAUAUGUUCAAGGCCCUGGCAGGAAUCUGUUUUCUUCAUCUGACUACAAUUUUCUUCCUAUUUUGGGCAAUUAUUGAUGAUGCAUGGUGGUUCACAGAGAACCUUUAUACAGACUUGUGGGGCAGAUGGGUGAUGGAGAACAAUGAUAAUGUCUGGGUGUACAUGGACAUACCAACCUCAUACCGGAAAGACUAUCUGCAGGCAGUUCAGGCGUUUGCAGUUCUGUCCUGCCUGUUUGCUGUGUUCUCUCUGUGCGUGUUCAUAUUCCAACUCUUUACUCUGGGCAAAGGAAAGCGGUUCACCAUCUCUGGAAUUGUGCAACUCAUCUCCUGUUUCUGCAUAAUGGUGGCUCUGUCAGUCUACACCGAUCACUUUCACAGAGGCGAGAAGAAUGGCUGGUAUGGCUGGUCCUACAUCAUGGCCUGGUUUGGGUGGCUGCUGACCCUCUUCACUGGAAUUAUGUACAUCAUUCUGCGCAAAAGAGUUGAUUAAAUUUUAGACCUCGCUAAAGCCUUAAUUAUUUUAUUUCCAAGUCUUAAGUGCACAACUUGAAAAAUAAUGAGUUGUCUCAAAUAUUACAGGCGUUGGUUGGAAUUGUAGAAACUUGCGAAACAAAUCACAGCGUCAGCAGUUCAUUGAAACUUUUGAGCACAUAUGCAAAGUUUAAAAUCUGUCAGUGAGAAAUUGUUGAUUCAGCAUUUGAGGAAAAUUUGCUAGAGAAGUUUCUUGAAACAAGAAGAGAAAUGUUUUUUGCAUUUUUGUUUAGAGUAAUACUAUAGAUUGGUUUGAUGGGUCAUCUUUCCUAGUUUCUCAAAGCACAGAGGGUCUAAACACACUUUAUUGCAGGAGUUAGUGUGUAAAGAUGGUGAAGAUGCAGUACAUACAAGAAUGAAAUGUAAAAAAUAUAUUUAUAAUAUGUAUAAAGAGAAAGAUAAGUUGUACAUAUAAAGUACAUACAGAAUUUUUUUUAGCAUAGUGUAGUUUAAAACAUCACUUGCACUUUAAGAAAUAGCAUUGUCUUAAACUAUUUUAUUUCAUAUUUUCUUUCAAUUCAUUUUGUGUGUGUGUGUGUGUGUGUGUGUUUUAAAUGGCAAUAGCACAGGAUAGUCUCUAGGUGAAAAUAAGGGUCAAAUCUUUGUUACUGCGAUGCAUUAUGGUGCUGUUCAAAUUUGUGAUCAUCCGCUUGAAUCAUGUAGACUUCUGAAUACACAAUCCUUUUGUAAUUUCAUUGUACAGACCCUCUGCCACCAUAUGUACUUACAGUUUCUGUGUGGAGAAAUGCUUUCUUGAUAAUGACAUCAUGGGCCCUGUUGCUAUGCCAGCCAUUUUUGAUUAGCAUGAUGAUGAUGAAUGAUUGUUCAUGUGGUCAGAUGAUCACCCUGUAAGAUCCUCAUUCUAGAGCACAGAAUGUUCCAAAAUAAUUUUUAGAAUGCUUUGGUUUUUUAAACGUCAAUAUCUAUUCAUAAUUGUAUGGGUGUAAUUAUUCAACAUCCUCUCAAGGAAGAAGCUCCUUACUUUGUUUGGUUAAAGUUUUA